GUGAGUCACAAAACCAUAUAUGGCGCUUGUGUUGCAAUAAUGGUAUGCGAUAUGGAUAUUAGUCGACCAAUCAGUGACGAAUAAGCUGACCUCGUGGUUUUAGGAGCACCGAAGGGACCCUCCGUCACAUCGCGGCUAAGAAAUCGCAUAAAAGCCCUUCAUCAACCUCACUCCUGUAGCUGAAAUACAACCAAAGCUUCAAAAUGGCGAUGUCAGGAAUUGCUGUGUCUCAAGAGUGUGAAAAAGCUCACGAAAGGCAACACAAGAAAGAAAAGGACGUACAGUGGACAGUGUACCGCAUUGACCAGGCCGGUAAAAAGGCUGUGGUUGUAGUUGAUAGUCAGAAAGAGAGAGUGUUCUGUGCCAACACGGCAUCGCAGCAGCAUUGCGAUGAGGUUAAAAAAACAAAUAAGCAAAUAUGGCUUGACUUUAUUGAUUGUUUACCCGACUUGGAAGGUCGAUAUGCUGUCUUCGAUUUCGUACAACCAACAUCAUCUGGAGCUUACAAAGACGCAAUUCGCUUCGUUGCAUGGUCCCCAGAACAAGGUCCAAUUAAAAACAAGAUGAUCUACUCCUCAACCAAGGAUACCCUCAAGAAGAAGCUUGAUGUCCAAAAGGAGGUCUUCCUCUCCACAAAGAGUACCGAAGAUAUAGAGGACGCUUUCGCACAGCUGAUGGUUUAAUUGGCUAUGUUACUCAAGAACUUAAGUGUCUAAUGCCUGGCAACUAAGGAACAGUUUCCUGCAAGCUGUACAAUGAAACGAUGACCUAAGUUUUUUUGCACAUGAUCAUAAACUAAUUGCUGAUUAUGUUGUUUCACAAUGCCGAAUAACAUUGACUUCUGAAUUACCAAAUACUUAACCCUAAUCAACACAACAAGAACAGAAAACUGAUUUAAAAUGUAUCCACUUUUGUAUAUUGUAAGUAAAUACUUUCUCAAUGACUUGUCAGAACAAAUUGUCUGAAGCUAUCUUCAAUCAUGUUGGAAUGAACAUCAUGUUAGAAGAAACUUUUGAUGCAAGUAAUAAAUAUUUCUAUGAAAGCUU
Molecule: messenger RNA, 1046 nt
Organism: Haliotis rufescens (red abalone)
Lineage: Eukaryota; Metazoa; Mollusca; Gastropoda; Lepetellida; Haliotidae
Product: actin-depolymerizing factor 7-like
Exons: 3
Coding region: 204-683 (159 amino acids)
Biological process (GO): actin filament depolymerization
Cellular component (GO): cytoplasm; actin cytoskeleton
Molecular function (GO): actin filament binding
Source: RefSeq, a predicted model, not a curated record